This is a messenger RNA of Microdochium trichocladiopsis, 834 nucleotides long. RefSeq names its product tryptophan synthase beta subunit-like PLP-dependent enzyme. The coding region runs from base 1 to 834 and encodes 277 amino acids. Gene Ontology annotation, biological process: L-serine metabolic process; pyruvate biosynthetic process; D-serine biosynthetic process. Gene Ontology annotation, molecular function: threonine racemase activity; ATP binding; magnesium ion binding. Lineage: Eukaryota; Fungi; Ascomycota; Sordariomycetes; Xylariales; Microdochiaceae. The transcript has 2 exons. The record is from RefSeq and is a predicted model, not a curated record.
AUGCCCUUCGACGACAUCGCUCUCACGCCUGAGUCGGUGAGGCAGGCCCGCGAGAGGAUAGCCGAGCAUAUAUAUCGGGCGGAUCUCCGCGUGUCCGAGUGGAUAAACAGGUUUGCGUCCUCGGAUCAGCCCGAGACCUACAGGACGGCCGCAACCACCAAGCCCGAGCCCAGACACGCCAAGAACUCUGGUGGCGGCAUCCUACGGCAGGGCAAGGGGCGGGAUGCGCCGCCGAGAAUCAAUCUCUACUUCAAGUGCGAAAAUCUGCAGCGCACAGGGGCCUUCAAGGCCCGUGGCGCCUUCCACGCGCUGAGCCGGCUGAUGGACGACCUCGGUGCCGACCAGAUGCGACACAGAGCAGUGACGACCGUGUCAUCGGGCAACCACACGCAAGGUCUCGCGCUCGCAGCCGCGACAUUUGGCGUACCAGCCGUCAUCGUGAUGCCUCGGACCAGCACGCCUACUAUGACAGGAGGUAUCAAGGGUCCCAAGGGGGAGAUUGUCCUGUGUGGCGCCUCCAAUGAGGAGAAGCAAACCGCGGCGGCAGAGAUAAUCAAGGGACGGGGUUGCAUCUUUGUGCCACCUUAUGCACACCCGGACAUCAUAACCGGGCAGGGAACGUGUGCGCUGGAGCUGGAGCAGCAGUUCAUGGCCCUGAACUCGGGUUCCGAUACGGGCCUCGACAUGGUGAUAGCUCCAAUCGGAGGCGGUGGCCUCCUCGGCGGCAUAGCGACGUGGUUCAGCGACAAGCCGAACACCAAGGUCUUUGGCGCCGAGCCGUCGUUCCAGGGCGCAGACGAUGCCAGGAGGGGUUCUCACCCACUCAACGGGUAA